This is a messenger RNA of Callithrix jacchus (white-tufted-ear marmoset), 1397 nucleotides long. It is a transcript of the gene RABGGTB, whose product is annotated as Rab geranylgeranyltransferase subunit beta. Gene Ontology annotation, cellular component: Rab-protein geranylgeranyltransferase complex. NCBI's taxonomy places the organism in Eukaryota, Metazoa, Chordata, Mammalia, Primates, Cebidae. The record is from RefSeq and is a predicted model, not a curated record. Gene Ontology annotation, molecular function: Rab geranylgeranyltransferase activity. Gene Ontology annotation, biological process: protein geranylgeranylation.
UCAGACUAACUACAGAACGUGAAUAUGGGCGCCAGAGACUUUGGACGCAGGCAGCUGAGGACACCUAUGAACAAUCAGUGGGGUCCUACGGCAGACUAAGAACCGCUCUGCCUUUCAGGCGGAAGUGUGGUCAGCUAUAUCGGAGGGCGGUGGGGGCCUGAGAGGUGUUUCUGCGCAGGCGCCCGGCUCCUAAGUCUACCCAGGAACUGACCCUGCUCACUCUUUUCGCUGUUAGACAUGGGCACUCCACAGAAGGAUGUUAUUAUCAAGUCAGAUGCACCAGACACUCUCUUAUUGGAGAAACAUGCAGAUUAUAUCGCAUCCUAUGGAUCAAAGAAAGACGAUUAUGAAUACUGUAUGUCCGAAUAUUUGAGAAUGAGUGGCAUCUAUUGGGGUUUGACAGUAAUGGAUCUCAUGGGACAACUUCAUCGCAUGAAUAGAGAAGAGAUUCUUGCAUUUAUUAAGUCUUGCCAACAUGAAUGUGGUGGAAUAAGUGCUAGUAUCGGACAUGAUCCUCAUCUUUUAUACACUCUUAGUGCUGUCCAGAUUCUUACUCUGUAUGACAGUAUUAAUGUUAUUGACGUAAAUAAAGUUGUGGAAUAUGUUAAAAGUCUGCAGAAAGAAGAUGGUUCUUUUGCUGGAGAUAUUUGGGGAGAAAUUGAUACAAGAUUCUCUUUUUGUGCGGUGGCAACCUUGGCUUUGUUGGGGAAGCUUGAUGCUAUUAAUGUGGAGAAAGCAAUCGAAUUUGUUUUAUCCUGUAUGAACUUUGAUGGUGGAUUUGGUUGCAGACCAGGUUCUGAAUCCCAUGCUGGCCAGAUCUAUUGUUGCACAGGAUUCCUGGCUAUUACAAGUCAGUUGCACCAAGUGAAUUCUGAUUUACUUGGUUGGUGGCUUUGUGAACGACAGUUACCCUCAGGUGGACUCAAUGGAAGGCCAGAGAAGUUACCAGAUGUGUGCUAUUCAUGGUGGGUGUUGGCAUCCCUAAAGAUAAUUGGAAGACUUCAUUGGAUUGAUAGAGAGAAACUGCGUAGUUUCAUCUUAGCGUGUCAAGAUGAAGAAACGGGGGGAUUUGCAGACAGGCCAGGAGAUAUGGUGGAUCCUUUUCAUACCUUAUUUGGAAUUGCUGGAUUGUCACUUUUGGGAGAAGAACAGAUUAAGCCUGUUAAUCCUGUUUUUUGCAUGCCUGAAGAAGUGCUUCAGAGAGUGAAUGUUCAGCCUGAGCUAGUGAGCUAGAGUCAUUGAAGCCAAAGUUGCAAAGUGUAGUUUUGCCAUUUUAACAUUUCUGUAUUUGAAGUGCUUAUUGAAUCUAAAAAUGACUACUGUUAAUAUUUUGUAUAUUGUGUUAUUAUGAUAAAUUAUAUAAUUAUACAUAUUGUAAAAUAAAGACCUGUAUUUUA